UAAAUAUUGCAAACUAAAUGUUUAUUUUAUAACCUUAAUUGUAUCUCACUCGACGAUGUUGGACACCGUUAACGACAAGUGCAAUAGCCGGUUGUCCGAGGGAAGCAUUAGGCCCGGACGCAAUCCGUGUGAAAGGAGUCCGUCGGCUCAGCGGUCCGGGUGACCACUGAAGGAAGGUCGAUGGCAGCCCCGGGGACCAGCGAGGCGGCCGCUCCUGCUCGCCGAUCGUUCCGCGACUGCUGGGGCUGCCGGGUGGUGUGUGGGGGCGGCCUGGUGGCGGCCAGCGGCUACGUUUAUGCCUCGGCCCGCAGGGUGCUGCAGAAAGGGGGACCGACCCAGAUGGGCACCGUGGGCCAGAUCGUCUUCGCCCUGAGUCUGCUAUCUUUGGGUCUGGUAGUCAUAGCCGAUCCUGUCGACAAGUCUCACCCAAAGUAUAGAGGAGCACCAGGACCACAAAGCAACCGUCCAGCUGAAUCUUGACUGACCUCCUUGCUUCAGCAUCAAAGGGAAAGUCUGGACACUUCUCUGGAAAAAUUUCUCUUGGGGAGGGGGUGGGUGAAAAAAAGAACUCUUUCACACCACGGAAAGAACUUAUUUUCUAAAGGGCUGAGGUGCCCAGAUGUGUCGGGGUGGGGUGAUGUGCUAACUUGAAGUAAAUCUUUUAAUUUUACUUACCAUA
This is a messenger RNA of Hypanus sabinus (Atlantic stingray), 679 nucleotides long. RefSeq names its product distal membrane arm assembly component 1 (gene dmac1). The transcript has 2 exons. The record is from RefSeq and is a predicted model, not a curated record. Bases 181 to 480 code for a protein of 99 amino acids. Lineage: Eukaryota; Metazoa; Chordata; Chondrichthyes; Myliobatiformes; Dasyatidae.